GGAAACCACAACCCUGUGACCUGAAGCGUGAUGAAUGUGGGAGGUGGAAGCAAAUGAUGCUGCAGGAAUGAUGCUGCUGAAAGCUGUUUGUCAUGGUUAUCUGAAACAGAGAUUCAGAAAGCAAAAUACCAGACCAUUAGUACCAUCCACAACUCACCGAAGUUUUCCCCUCCCACUGCUCUUCUUCAAAGAAAACAAGGCUGCCGUUUGCAAAGACAGUUCAUCUGGAGAAAUUUUCCAGCACAGGUGGACCUGGCUGAGGCUUUCAGGGAGCAGAAUAGAAUACUGUAGGUGUGACAGCGGGCGGAGUCGCUGCCACACAGUGCCUGUCAGAGCCUGCACUAGAAAUAAAUGCUACAAUGGGGGCCAAUGUUCACAGGCAUAUUAUUCCCCACAGCUCUUCAUCUGCCAGUGCCACCAAGGUUUCUCAGGGAAGCAGUGUGAAAUAGAUACUGAAGUUAAAUGCUACAAAGAUGCUGGAGUAACAUACAGGGGUACAUGGAGCGUGACAGAGAGUGGAACUGAAUGUUUAAACUGGAAUAGCAAUGACUUGAUGGACUGGACAUACAACGGCCAAAGAGCAGAUGCUGCUGAGCUGGGAUUAGGCAAUCACAACUACUGCAGAAACCCAGAUGAGGACUCUAGACCUUGGUGCUAUAUCUAUAAAGGGGGAAGGUACACCUGGGAACACUGCAGUGUGCCCUCCUGUUCAAAAGUUACGAGCACCAGCUGCAGAUCUGGGAGAGGCUCAGACUACCGAGGCAGCCACAGCAUUACCAGUUCUGGAGCUACCUGUCUGAAGUGGAAUUCUGUAAUCCUUUUCAACAAGCGAUUUACUGCUUGGAGAACAGAUGCUUACCAGCUGGGCCUUGGUAGUCACAAUUUCUGCAGGAAUCCUGACAAUGACAGCAAGCCCUGGUGCCAUGUCCUGAAAGGAAAUCAGCUCACAUGGGAGUACUGCAAUGUGCCUACUUGCUCCACCUGUGGCUCGCGGCAGCGCAGGGCCCAGCAGUUCAGGAUCAGAGGAGGCUCCUCCGCAGACAUCGCAGCCCACCCCUGGCAGGCUGCCAUCUUCGUCACCUACCGCCGGCUGCCCGGGGAGCACUUCCUCUGCGGAGGGACUCUCAUCAGCUCCUGCUGGGUUCUGUCAGCUGCUCACUGUUUUGAGGAAGGCUUUAGUACAAAUCAGCUGAAGAUUGUGCUGGGUAGGACUUCCCGAGCCACUCCCGAGGAAAAUGAACAAACGUUUCAAGUGAAGAACUACAUUGUCCAUCAGAGAUUUGACCCAGAAAAUUUCAACAAUGACAUUGCUCUGUUGCAGCUGAGCUCAGGUGCAGAAACCUGUGCUGUUGAGACAGACACCGUGCGAGCUGCCUGCCUCCCCACGCCAGAGCUGCAGCUGCCUGACUGGACCGAGUGUGAGAUCUCUGGCUAUGGCAAAAGUGAGGAAUUUUCCCCAUUCUAUUCAGAGCAGCUGAAGGAGGGCCAUGUCAGGCUGUUCCCGGCCAGCCGCUGCACGGCCCAGCACCUGGACAACCGCACAGUCACGGACAGCAUGCUGUGUGCAGGAGACACCAGGCACCUGGACGAUGCCUGCAAGGGUGACUCUGGAGGGCCCCUGGUGUGUAUGAAGGAUGAGCGCAUGCACGUGAUCGGAAUCAUCAGCUGGGGGAUCGGCUGUGGCCGCAAGGACAUGCCCGGUGUUUACACAAACGUGAGUCGUUACCUUGGCUGGAUCCAGGACACCACGAAACCCUGAGGAAGAAACAUGAACUCUUGGCAGUCUCGUGGCCGUGCCCUCACAACUUCCCUCUGGUGCCUUAAGGAUGCUGACAGGGCUUCCUGUUUGUCCACAGGCUCGUGACUUUCAGUACAACAGGAACACAAACUGCAGUGUGUGAGAGGGGCACGUUCCCAAAUCACCCUCCUUUCCAUAUUGCAGGUUACCAGAAACUAAUCCUCCUUUUCCCCCGACAUCCCCAAGCUUUCUACUUGCAUCAAAUCACAAGUACAAUUUAAAAUCAAUUUUGGGCCAAAAGAAUAAACCAAGAGAGAAGAACAUCAUGUAUCCCUGAAGCAGAUAUGUUGUUUGGGAAAUGGCUGUAAACUGAAGGCAAAGAGGACAGAUCUAAUUUCCUGAAAAGUUCAUUUCCCUCCUUACUUGGCUGUAAAAUUGGAAGACAUUCCAGUCAGACUUAAGCUCUGUCCUCAUAACAUUUGACUUGAGUAAUUUAAGCUGGUUUCAGCUUGACUGCAAUAAGAAGAACAAAGCUGUGGACAUAUUUCCAGAUCAAUGUACUACUUAUUUUUUCAGUUUAGAACUGAUUAAUUAACCGAGUCUGAGCUUAAACUCUCUGAGCAAAUCCAGGAUGGCAUGCUUGUUAGAACAUUCUAUUCUUCCACGUGCUUUUUCUCCUGGUAAAGGAAUAAGUAAAAAUAUUAACAUCAGCCUGAUCUGCCACAGAAUCAGUGCAUACUUUUUGACUAUUAAAUUUCUAUGCAUUAUCAUCUGAUAUGAAAGCAAAAGUUCUCUUUUCAGUGCAGUGGGGCAGAACAAAGGACAAGUGUAAUGGUGGCAGUUCUAAGUGCCUGCUAGAUUUACAUCCACAAGUAAAAGGCCAAAUCACAUGUCACAAGGCUGCCUUUGUCCUUUAACAGAAGACAGGGCAGGUACAGCCAAUCUGCAUGAACCAGACCCGCAGUAAUCAGCUUUACUGCCUCGCACUGCAGCUGCCAUGUGACACUGGGUGGCAUCUCUGCAC
Messenger RNA from Empidonax traillii (willow flycatcher), 2762 nucleotides. RefSeq names its product plasminogen activator, tissue type (gene PLAT). Gene Ontology annotation, molecular function: serine-type endopeptidase activity. Gene Ontology annotation, cellular component: extracellular region. The record is from RefSeq and is a predicted model, not a curated record. NCBI's taxonomy places the organism in Eukaryota, Metazoa, Chordata, Aves, Passeriformes, Tyrannidae. Gene Ontology annotation, biological process: plasminogen activation; smooth muscle cell migration. The transcript has 12 exons. Bases 35 to 1759 code for a protein of 574 amino acids.